AUGUAUUAAGAAAUUUAUGGUUGUACUUUAAUACACCCGUCUAAAUAUACAGAGAAAGGCAAUUUGUAUGUAGGGGGAAUAAAAUCACUUGAUUAGAUUUAGAAGCAUAAAUUUGGUGCAAUAAUCUCAGCAGUUGAGAAAUUGGACAAAUAGAUUCCAGAUUAUGUUCAUCAUCUCAGAAUUGUAGCCUAUGAUGAACCAAAUUUUAAUUUGUCUGAGCAUUUUGAUUAAACAAAUUCAUUCAUCAAGCAACAUCUUGAAUCCACCAAUGUUCUAGUUCAUUGUUAAGUAGGUGUUUCAAGAUCUGUCUCUAUUCUUAUGGCUUAUUUUAUUAAGGAACUCCACAUGACUCCUGAUGCCGCUUUAUCAUACAUUAAAAACAAGAGAGGCUUUGUUUAUCCAAAUGAGGGAUUUUAACAGCAGCUUCGGAUAUAUUAUGAAAAACACAAAGAUAAUUAUAAAAUUGAUUGA
Messenger RNA from Paramecium octaurelia, 471 nucleotides. Lineage: Eukaryota; Ciliophora; Oligohymenophorea; Peniculida; Parameciidae. The record is from the annotation of a GenBank genome assembly.